Chlorocebus sabaeus (green monkey) is the source of this 4064-nucleotide messenger RNA. RefSeq lists its product as uncharacterized. Lineage: Eukaryota; Metazoa; Chordata; Mammalia; Primates; Cercopithecidae. The record is from RefSeq and is a predicted model, not a curated record. Gene Ontology annotation, molecular function: RNA polymerase II cis-regulatory region sequence-specific DNA binding; DNA-binding transcription factor activity, RNA polymerase II-specific. Gene Ontology annotation, biological process: regulation of transcription by RNA polymerase II.
GUUACUGGAAAGACUGAGGCGGGAGAAUGGUGUGAACCCAGGAGGCGCUUGCAGUGAUCCAAAAUCUUGCCACUGCACAGCCAGAGAGAGACAAGGAAGGGAGCCCUACGGGAGGGGGUGUCACUUUGUCGCCCAGACUGGCCUGGACCCCCAAUUUCAGCGAUUCUCCCGCUGCUGCUUCUUGAGUAGCUGGGACCUCAGACUUCAGCCCCAUGCCUGCAACCUUGUUUUGUUUAAGCAGCAAGUGGUGACCUCACUCCUCCCUGGCCUGAACACUCCGUCCCUCUUCCCAGGGGGAGACCCUAGGGGAGUCUCUGAAGCUGAGCACAGGGUGGACUCUCCCUCUGGAGUGAAUGGAGAAUAGAAAUGGAGAGGAUUUCUAUUCUGUUCUGUGGGCCAUCAGCAUGAAAUCCUACGUUCCGCCCAGGCAGGGCUUUGCAUUUCACAUUCUAGUUUGCAUGCCCGUUCCAGACAAUUCCAGGGCUUUUGAAUUAUGCCUUAGCCUUCCUGGCCGCUCUCACCUCCAAAAACCCGGAAAACAGAGACGCUGGGUGCGAGGCCGAGAGACGCAUGGUUCCCGCCCCGGCCCGGCUGUCUGCGGGUUCUAAAGGGCAAGGUCUCUCCGCCCCUACCCCGCCCAGGCCCGGCUACACUGCUUGCGGCCCCGCCCAGGCCUGGCUUCUGUCCUGUGCGCGCAAACCCGGAAGGGGAUUCCGUGGAGUGAAGGUCCUACCGCGGCGCGAUUGGUUUCUAAAGACUGAUAUUACAUGAGCAAGCAGCUGAGAAGAGGAAAGGAAAGGAGCCAGGCAUGGCUCUUCCUCAGGGACGCGUGACUUUCAGGGAUGUGGCUAUAGAAUUCUCAUUGGCGGAGUGGAAAUGCCUGAACCCUGCGCAGAGGGCUUUAUACAGGGAAGUGAUGUUGGAGAACUACAGGAACCUGGAGUCUGUGGAUAUCUCUUCCAAAUGCAUGAUGAAGGAGAUCUUGUCAACAGGGCAGGGCAAUACGGAAGUGUUCCACACAGGGACAUUGCAAAGACAUGAAAGUCAUCACAUUGGAGAUUUUUGCUUCCAGGAUAUUGAGAAAGAAAUUCAUGACAUUGAUUUUCAGUGUCAAGAAGAUGAAAGAAAUGGCCAUGAAGCACCCAUGACAAAAAUUAAAAUGUUGACUGGGAGUACAGACCGAUAUGAUCAAAGGCAAGCUGGAAACAAGCCUAUUAAUGAUCAGCUUGGAUCAUGCUUUCAUUCGCAUCUGCCUCAACUCCACUUAUUUCAGAUCAAAGGUAUAAUUGCUAAUCAACUUGAGAAGUCUACCAAUGAUGUUCCCUCACUUUCAACAUUCCAAAGAAUUUCUUGUAGGCCCCAAAUCCAUAUUUCUAAUAACUAUGAGAGUAAUUCCCCAAAUUCUUCACUACUGGCACAAAAACAGGAAGUACACAUGAGAGAAACAUCUUUCCAAUGUAAUGAGAGUGAUAAAGCCUUUAAUUGUAGCUCAGUCUUAAGGAAACACCAGAUAAUCCAUUUAGGAGACAAACAAUAUAAAUGUGAUGGAGUAAAACCUUACAAGUGUAUUGAGUGUGGCAAGAUCUUUGGUCAAAAUUCAGCCCUUGUAAUUCAUAAGGCAAUUCAUAGUGGAGAGAAACCUUACAAGUGUAAUGAAUGUGGCAAGACUUUUAAUCAACAAUCACACCUUUCACGUCAUCAUAGACUUCAUACUGGAGAGAAGCCUUACAAAUGUAAGGUUUGCGACAAGGCUUUCACGUGUCAUUCCUACCUGGCAAACCAUACUAGAAUUCAUAGUGGAGAGAAACCUUACAAGUGUAAUGAGUGUGGCAAGGCUUUUAACCAACAAUCAAACCUUGCACGUCAUCAUAGACUUCAUACUGGAGACAAACCUUACAAAUGUGAAGAAUGUGACAAAGUUUUCAGUCAGAAAUCAACCCUUGAGAUACAUCAGAGAAUUCACACUGGAGAGAAACCAUACAAAUGUAAGGUUUGUGACACAGCUUUCACGUGUAAUUCACAGCUGGCACGACAUAGAAGAAUUCACACUAGAGAGAAAACUUACAAAUGUAAUGUGUGUGCCAAGACCUUCAUUCAUAUGUCAUACCUCGUAUGCCAUCGUAGAGUUCAUAGUGGUGAGAAACCUUAUAAGUGUAAUGAGUGUGGAAAGACCUUCAGUCACAGGUCAUACCUUGUAUGCCAUCGUAGAGUUCAUAGUGGAGAGAAACCUUACAAGUGUAAUGAAUGUGGCAGGACCUUCAGUCACAGGUCAUCCCUUGUAUGCCAUCGUAGACUUCAUAGUGGUGAGAAACCUUACAAGUGUAAUGAGUGCAGCAAGACCUUCAGUCGCAGGUCAUCCCUCCUAUGCCAUCGUAGACUUCAUAGUGGUGAGAAACCUUACAAGUUUAAUGAGUAUGGCAAUAACUUCCGUCACUGGUCAUCCCUUGUAUACCAUCGUAAACGUCAUACUGGAGAGAAAUCUUACAAAUGUACUGUUUGUGACAAGGCUUUCGUGCGUAAGUCAGUCCUAGCAAUACAUACUAGAAUUCACAGUGCAGAGAAACCUUACAAGUGUAAUGAAUGUGGGAAGGCUUUUAAGCAACAAUCACACCUUUCACGUCAUCAUAGAAUUCAUACUGGAGAGAAACCUUACAAAUGUGAAGAAUGUGACAAAGUUUUCAGUCGCAAAUCAACCCUUGAGACGCAUAAGAGAAUUCACACUGGAGAGAAACCAUACAAAUGUAAGGUUUGUGACACAGCUUUCACGUGGAAUUCACAGCUGGCUCGACAUACCAGAAUUCACACUGGAGAGAAAACUUACAAGUGUAAUGAGUGUGGCAAGACUUUCAGUCACAAGUCCUCCCUUGUAUGCCAUCAAAGACUUCAUGGAGGAGAGAAAUCUUACAAAUGUACAGUUUGUGACAAGGCUUUCACGUGUCGUUCCUACGUGACAAAACAUACUAGAAUUCAUAGUGGAGAGAAACCUUACAAGUGUAAUGAGUGCAGCAAGACCUUCAGUCACAGGUCAUCCCUUGUAUGCCAUCAUAGACUUCAUAGUGGUGAGAAACCUUACAAGUGUAAUGAGUGCGGCAAGACCUUCAGCCAGAAGGCAUCCCUUCUAUGCCAUCGUAGACUUCAUAGUGGUGAGAAACCUUACAAGUGUAAUGAGUGUGGAAAUACCUUCCGUCACUGGUCAUCCCUUGUAUGCCAUCGUAGACUUCAUAACGGAGAGAAAUCUUACAAAUGUAUGGUUUGUGACAAGGCUUUCGUGCGUAAUUCACUCCUGGCAAGACAUACUACAAUUCACACUGCAGAGAAACCUUACAAGUGUAAUGAAUGUGGGAAGGUUUUUAAUCGACAGUCACACCUUUCAAGUCAUCAUAGAAUUCAUACUGGAGAGAAACCUUACAAAUGUGAAGCAUGUGACAAAGUUUUCAGUCGCAAAUCACACCUUAAAAGGCAUAGUAGAAUUCACACUGGAGAUAAACUUUUUAAGUGUAGUGAGUGUGGCAAAGCCUUUAGUGAGCAGUCAAUGCUUAUUCACCAUCAGGCAAUUCAUGGUUUAGGGAAAGUUGACUAAUGUAAUUGUGUCCGGAAUUGGUGGGUUCUUGGUCUCACUGAGUUCAAGAAUGAAGCCACGGAUCCUCGCGGUGAGUGUUACAGUACUUAAAGAUGGUGUAUCCGGAGUCUGUGCUUUCAGAUGUUCGGAUUUGUCCACAGUUUCUUUCUUCUGGUGGGUGCAUGGUCUCACUGACUUCAGGAGUGAAGCUUCAGACCUUUGCAAUGAGUGUUAUAGCUCAUAAAGGCAGCGUGGACCCAAAGAGUGAGCAGCAGCAAGAUUUAUUGUAAAGAGUGAAAGAACAAAACUUCCACAGUGUGGAAGGGGACCCGAGCAGGCUGCUACUGCGGGCUGGGGCAGCCUGCUAUUAUUCCCUUAUUUGACUCCUCCCACAUCAAACUGAUUGGUCCAUUUUACAGAGCGCUUAUUGGCCCACUUUACAGAGAGCUGAUUGAUGCAUUUUUACAGGGUGCUGAUUGGUGUGUUAAUAAACCUUUAGCUAGAU